UCAAAGGCAAAAACUUAGGUUGUUAGGUACUUAGGUUUAUAGACCAGCGGUUAUCUUCUCCCUCUCCUGCGUCUGUUUCUUCAAUCCUAAGCAAAAAUCCAUUUUCUUUGGUUGCUUCUUCGUCGCCAUCACAACGCCUAACUUCAUCUUCUCUGACAUAAUCAGUCCUAAGAGGGAUCACAAAUCAAACUCUCUGUUUCUUGGCUUAAACACUCCACUAUGAGUACACGUUAUUCAACUCAACUGCAAUCAUCAGCCAUUACAUCCAUCACCGUCUCCUCAUCUUCUUCCUUAGACACCACUCCGCGGGAUGAUGAUAACACUCACAUGACUGCAUCUUCCAACGCUCGCGUUAACUCUCCAUCAUCCUUCUUGAUAAGACUUGCAAUGCGGGUAUCUAGAGCAAGGUGGUUCAUUUUCUUGAGAAGAGUGUUUCAUUACCAGAACGGUUCAAGAUCCGAUCUUGGCGCCAACCCUUUGGAGUCAACCACUUGGAUGAUAUCGGAGCUCAUCGCUUUACUCGUACAGAUCACUGUGAUCACAUUCACACUAGCUUUGUCCAAGAACGAGCGGCCUAUUUGGCCUGUGAGGCUAUGGAUCACCGGGUACAACGUCGGAUGUCUCCUCAGUCUGAUGAUAUUAUACGGCCGGUACCGUCAGCAAGACGUUAGCCAAAGCAAUGGGUUUACCUUUGGUGAUAUUGAGCAGCAGCAACAGAGAAGCAGAGAAGAGACCAGGUGCUCGCAUUUGAUGAACAGAUGCAGGACAUUGCUGGAACUCUUCUUUGCGAUAUGGUUUGUGAUAGGAAACGUAUGGGUGUUUGAUUCUCGGUUCGGUUCUUUCCACUAUGCUCCAAGCCUUCAUGUCCUCUGCAUCUCUCUUCUCGCUUGGAACGCUCUCUGCUACUCCUUCCCGUUUCUUCUCUUCCUCCUGCUAUGUUGUGUUGUGCCUCUCAUUAGUAGCUUCCUAGGCUACAACAUGAACAUUGGAUCCUCGGAGAAAGGAGCUUCAGAUGACCAAAUCUCUAGUCUCCCAAGCUGGAAGUACAAACUCAUCGACGAAACAUCUGAUUCUGAUUCUUCUCACGCAAGCAAUGAUCCGGAGUGUUGCAUAUGUUUGGCGAAGUACAAAGAUAAAGAAGAAGUGAGAAAGCUACCGUGUUCGCAUAGGUUUCAUGUAAAAUGCGUAGAUCAAUGGCUUCGUAUUAUCUCGUCUUGUCCUCUCUGCAAACAAGAUCUCCCCAACUAAACGAGUCAGAAGAUUGAUUGGAAUCUCUGAGUUCAACCAAGUUCCAUGCCUUUGUUGUUCUUUACUUGCGUGUUUCUUGUCUUUUAUGUUGUCCCUCACACGGACCACACCGGGUUACUUGUGUGAAUGUUAUUGUUUUUUUUGUUUGUACAAAAGGAGCUCACCAGGAACCGUAACCAUCAUACGCCAUAUACAUGAAUAAAUAAGAUUCAAGAUAAUGAUCAAUGUGUUUGU
Brassica oleracea var. oleracea is the source of this 1482-nucleotide messenger RNA. Its product is annotated as E3 ubiquitin-protein ligase At4g11680. NCBI's taxonomy places the organism in Eukaryota, Viridiplantae, Streptophyta, Magnoliopsida, Brassicales, Brassicaceae. Bases 220 to 1248 code for a protein of 342 amino acids. The transcript is spliced from 2 exons. The record is from RefSeq and is a predicted model, not a curated record.